CCGGAGGGACAGCGCUCCUGCCCUGCCGCCAGCCGCUGACGGGGAGCGGGGCCGGGACCGAGGCAGGCAGGAAAAGGAAUGAAGAAAAUGAGCAACAUCUAUGAAUCAGCAGCCAAUACCCUGGGAAUUUUUAACAGCCCAUGCCUGACUAAAGUGGAGCUGCGAGUUGCAUGCAAAGGCAUAUCAGAUAGGGAUGCCCUCUCAAAACCAGACCCUUGUGUCAUCCUUAAAAUGCAGUCACAUGGCCAGUGGUUUGAGGUUGACAGGACAGAAGUGAUUCGAACCUGUAUAAAUCCCGUCUUCUCCAAGCUGUUCACAGUGGACUUCUAUUUUGAAGAGGUGCAGCGGUUGAGGUUUGAAGUCCACGACAUUAGCAGCAAUCACAAUGGGUUGAAGGAGGCAGAUUUUCUUGGUGGCAUGGAAUGCACUCUUGGACAAAUUGUUUCUCAGAGGAAACUCUCCAAGUCCCUACUCAAACAUGGAAAUACAGCAGGGAAGUCAUCUAUAACAGUGAUUGCUGAGGAAUUGUCUGGCAAUGAUGACUACGUUGAACUUUCAUUCAGCGCACGGAAAUUGGAUGACAAGGAUUUUUUCAGCAAAUCUGAUCCUUUCCUGGAGAUUUUCCGGAUGAAUGAUGAUGCAACCCAGCAACUUGUUCACAGGACUGAGGUUGUGAUGAAUAACUUAAAUCCAGCCUGGAAGACCUUUAAAGUAUCUGUAAAUUCUCUGUGCAGCGGAGACCAGGAUCGCAGGCUAAAGUGCAUAGUUUGGGACUGGGAUUCCAAUGGAAAGCAUGACUUCAUUGGAGAAUUUAGCUCGACUUUCAAGGAAAUGCGAGGAGCUAUGGAAGGGAGACAGGUACAAUGGGAAUGCAUUAACCCCAAAUACAAAGCAAAGAAGAAGAAUUACAAGAACUCAGGCAUUGUUAUCCUUAACCAGUGCAAGAUCCACAAGAUGCAUUCUUUCUUAGAUUAUAUCAUGGGAGGCUGCCAAAUACAGUUUACAGUAGCUAUAGAUUUCACCGCAUCCAAUGGUGAUCCUAGGAACAGCUGCUCACUGCACUAUAUCCACCCCUAUCAACCCAAUGAGUACUUGAAAGCUUUGGUAGCUGUUGGGGAGAUUUGCCAAGACUAUGACAGUGACAAAAUGUUCCCAGCCUUUGGAUUUGGAGCAAGGAUACCCCCAGAAUACAAAGUUUCUCAUGAUUUUGCAAUCAAUUUCAAUGAAGACAACCCAGAAUGUGCAGGAAUACAAGGUGUUGUGGAGGCUUAUCAGAGCUGCCUUCCAAAGCUGCAGCUGUACGGUCCAACAAACAUUGCUCCCAUCAUCCAGAAGGUGGCAAAAUCAGCAUCGGAGGAGACCAACACCAAGGAAGCCUCACAAUAUUUCAUCUUGCUGAUUCUGACGGAUGGCGUCAUCACAGACAUGGCUGACACCAGAGAGGCUAUUGUCCACGCCUCUCACCUUCCCAUGUCAGUCAUCAUCGUCGGGGUGGGGAACGCCGAUUUUAGUGACAUGCAGAUGCUGGAUGGCGAUGAUGGGAUCCUGAGGUCUCCCAAGGGCGAGCCUGUGCUUCGAGACAUUGUCCAGUUUGUGCCAUUUAGGAACUUCAAACAUGCAUCCCCAGCUGCUCUAGCAAAAAGCGUUUUGGCUGAAGUUCCAAACCAAGUUGUGGACUAUUACAAUGGCAAGGGGAUAAAACCAAAAUGUGUGUCAGAGUACGAGUCUUCCAGGACACUAGCUCCAUGAACCUGCCUGCACUCUUUUACAAAAUUAAAAAAAGAGAAAUGCUACUGUCUACAACUACUGUACUUAAAAAUGAAACAAAAAAUAGCACGUUUUGGUGAUUUUUAACUAAAAUAACCAUUUUUUUUUUGCAUGUGUAGCCCAAAGGCUUAAAUCUGUUAAGCGGUU
Messenger RNA from Cygnus atratus (black swan), 1914 nucleotides. It is a transcript of the gene CPNE4, whose product is annotated as copine 4. Gene Ontology annotation, molecular function: calcium-dependent phospholipid binding. Gene Ontology annotation, biological process: cellular response to calcium ion. Lineage: Eukaryota; Metazoa; Chordata; Aves; Anseriformes; Anatidae. The coding region runs from base 79 to 1749 and encodes 556 amino acids. The transcript has 16 exons. The record is from RefSeq and is a predicted model, not a curated record. Gene Ontology annotation, cellular component: plasma membrane.